AUGAAUAUAAAAUCAUUAAAAAAAUCAUUAUUUAUUAUAUUUAUAAUCGUUUUUUUAAUAUUAUUGAUUUCGAGUAAUUUGAAUAUUACUUUCAAGGAUAGUAAUAAUGAUAUUAAAAGUUUUGAAAAUAUCAAUUCAAACAAAGAAAAUAAUAUAAUAAUACAAGAUGAAAUAAAUAAUGAUAAUAAUAAUAUAGAUAAUAAAAAUAUAGUUAAUAGUAAUAAUAAUGUUUUAAAAAGUAGUGAUAAAAGUACAAAUAAAAAUACUAUAAAUAUCAAUAACGAAUUUAUUUUUGAUAAUAGUAAUAAAAACAAUAACAUUAAUAAUAAUAAUGAAAGUAAUGAAAGUAAUGAAAGUAUCCAAAGUAAAAAAAGCGAAGAUUUUAACAGAUUUGGGGAGAGCAAUGGAAAUAGUAAAAGCAGUGAAGAUAGUGAAAAAAGUUUAAAUAAAAAUAAUAGUAAUGAUUUUAGAAGUAAAAUUAACUCGAAUAAUGAAAGAGGUGAAGAUAAUGAAAGCGAAGAAAGUAAUGAAAAUAGCAACACUCUAUAUAAAGAACAAGCUACACGUGUUUAUAUUACAAAAGAAGAAGCAGAAAGAAGAAAAAGAGAAAAAAUAGAAAGACUCAAUUAUAACAAUAAUAUGACAGUUAUUGAAUCAGCAAUGUUAUCAAAGUUUUCAAUUGAAGAAUGUAGAAAUGAAAUUAAAUAUUUAAUUAAAAAUGAUAUUACGCAACCAACAAUAGCCUCAAUAAAACAAAUGCCAGGUUAUCCAGGCCCAAGAGAACCAUACUAUGAUUAUGAUGAAUAUUUAGACACUGAAUGGAAGGAACAGCCAGAAAACAAUACUCUAUUACUACCAAAACCACAUAUAUUUAUACAUAUGCCAAAAACAGGAGGAACAUCAUUAUUAAAAGUAUUCAGAAAAAAUAAUAAAUCAUUUAAAUUCUAUCAUGGCACUAUUCAUCCAACCUAUCCAGAGCUUCAACAUAUCACAAGAAAAAGCACUCUCUUUGGUCAUUUUAGAUUUGGUUUACAUAAAUAUUUUAAUGACAUUCCCAAACUAUCUUUACCAAGUGAUGCAGAGGAGCCAUAUUUUAAUCCAUACAGUUAUCUUACCAUGUUAAGAGAUCCUGUUGAACGUACUAUAUCACACUAUUACUUUUUAAAAGAAAGUAUUAGCCAUCCUUUACACAAAGAGACCCUUAAUAGAACACUUUUAGAAUGGACUGCAGUGUCACCUACAUCAAAUAACGAGUUUUGUCGUCGUAUGGUUGGCAUUGAUAGAAACGUAGAAACUCCUAUCGACUUUGAACAGUUAUGUAUCCAUCGUUUAAAAUACACAUUCAAAUAUAUUGGUAUAAUGGAAAGAUUUGACGAAUCAAUCGUAUUACUAUCUCACAAACUUGGUUACACCAAAUUAUUAUUCCCAAAUGAAAAUGUCGGUAAAAUUAGAGCCACUCACACCAAAGAAACCUUAACUAAAGAAGAAAGAACACUUAUAGAACGUUUAAACACUGCAGAUAUCAAAGCAUACAAAAUUGCAUUAGAAAUAUUCGAAAAAGAAAUUGAUUUGGUUGGAAGAGAUUUCUUUAACAACGAAGUAACUCAACUCAAAAAUAUAUAUAUUAAAGAAAACGGUCCAGUCGAAACACUUUAUAUCAAUGAUAAAAGAUCUAAAAAAAAUAAAUUGUCAAAUAUUAAAAAAGAACCAGUAAUAUAUAUAACUGGAAAUGGAAAUGAUAUAGUCACAAACAGCAAAGAUUCAAAUAAUAAUAAUGGGGGUAAUUUAAAUACCAAUAACAAUAAUAAUAAUGAAGUUAAUAAUGAUGGAGGAAAUUUAAAUAUUGUAAAUAGCAAUAGUAACAGUUUGAGCGGUAAUGGAGGUAACAUCAAUAAUAACUUUAGCGAUAGCAAUAAUAAAAACAAUAAUAAUGAUGGCGGCAAUUUAGAAAAUUAA
Molecule: messenger RNA, 1956 nt
Organism: Dictyostelium purpureum
Lineage: Eukaryota; Evosea; Eumycetozoa; Dictyosteliales; Dictyosteliaceae
Exons: 1
Coding region: 1-1956 (651 amino acids)
Source: RefSeq, a predicted model, not a curated record